CGAGAAAAAAACCUGCUCGCAAGGACACGCAGCGAGAAGAAGCAAAAAAGAAAAAAAACAAGAAUAAAAUGGCAAAAGCAACUGCUGCAAGAUGGCCUCUAAGAAAUUCAGCUCUAAGUCGAGGUGUUGGCAGUUGGGGAGCUUUAAGCAGUAGUCCUUCUGCUGCUGCCUCUCAUAAUUUUUAAAUGGGAGAGUUAGGCCUCAGACCUAAAAAGGAGAAGGAGUAUGACAGAAGGGAAAAAAAGGAAUCUUAUAAAAUUUAACCAAUUGCAUCCUAUUAUUAAAAAUAAUUAAAUUUGCCAAAAAAAUACAAUGACAAAUAUAUUCAAUUUUUUUGAUCUCGCAAAAUAUAUGUAUCUGUUUUUCUUUGCAUAAAAAGUGUUAUAUUUAAAUUUUGGUUGGUGUUAUUUGGAAGCAUUUUAAAUUGCAAUUUUAUCUGUUUAAAUUUAUUUUUUUAUUAAAUGUUCUUUUUCUAGCUUUAUAAAAUGAAGGUGGAUGUAAACAAACUUGUCAAAAACUUUUUGGAUUAUUUUCUGCCUGGAAAAUGUUUUGAUGAAUUUUUGGCUUUUAACUUUUUUGAAGGUAAUUGUCUUCCUCUUUUAAUAAGUCGACUCCUUGGUGUUGGAAUAACUGUUGGCUCUUGUUUAUUAUUUGUGCCCCAAAUUUUGAAAAUAUACCAAGCAAAAUCUGCUGAAGGAAUUUCUCUGGCUUCACAACUUUUUGGACUUGUUCUGCUGUUGCUGCCUAUAGCUAUGAGAAGAAAUUCAUUUUUGGGUAAGUUUCGGAUUUGUCCGCAAAAAUUUUUUUUGUCCGCAAAAAAAUUUGCGGAUCUUUAUUUUUCCGCAAAAAAUUUUUUUUUAAUUUUUAGUCAAUGGGGCGAUUCUUUCUUUGUUGGUUUACAAACAGUUUUAAUAAUAAUGCAAAUUUUGUAUUAUUCUAAUUCUGGUGCCUUCAAUGCUUUCCUUUUUGGAUUAUUCUAUUUUGCUGGUGUGCUGUCUGUUGUUUACCAUUUUGUGCCUAUUAAAAUUUUGAAUGCUUUUCAAACAGCAACACUGCCAAUUACUUUUAUUUCAAAGGCUAUUCAAAUUUAUGCAAAUUAUUCCCAAAAAGGAACUGGACAACUUUCUUUAAUUUCUGUCUUUAUGCAAUUUGCUGGAUGUUGUGCUAGAGUUUUUACAAGUAUUCAAGAAACAAAUAAAGAUUGGUUAAUUUUGGCCCCAUUUAUUUUGGCUUCAAUUUUGAAUGGAAUUAUUUUUGUUCAAAUGAUUUGGUAUUCUCGUUCAACUACAAAACUUGAGGAAGAAAUGAAGAAGAAGAAAAUUCGUUAAAAUGGGUUUUUUAAUUAGGUUGUUCUUUUUUUUUUGCUUUUUCUUCUUUAGAGUUGACUUUAACGGGUAGUACCUUUUAAAAUUAUUCCCUAAAAUAAGCCACAAUGUCAUCACAU
This is a messenger RNA of Meloidogyne enterolobii, 1444 nucleotides long. The record is from the annotation of a GenBank genome assembly. Lineage: Eukaryota; Metazoa; Nematoda; Chromadorea; Rhabditida; Meloidogynidae.